Sphaeramia orbicularis (orbiculate cardinalfish) is the source of this 1566-nucleotide messenger RNA. RefSeq lists its product as uncharacterized. The record is from RefSeq and is a predicted model, not a curated record. Gene Ontology annotation, molecular function: serine hydrolase activity. Lineage: Eukaryota; Metazoa; Chordata; Actinopteri; Kurtiformes; Apogonidae. The transcript has 3 exons. Bases 197 to 1228 code for a protein of 343 amino acids.
ACAAUGCGCGUUCACAGAGGACUACGGAAGCGUGGGGCGGAGAGAGCCGGUAUUAAGCAGGUAGGCGCUUGGCUUAGGAUCGUAUUGCUUUUGCUCACCACCAAGGGACGACAUUGUGACCGAUCUCAUCGAUCCAAGACAUUUUUCCAGUCCAGCAGAGGAGCGGCGGCGCGCCUCCACAUUUGAGCCUCUCAGAAUGGGCAAUCUGGCCUUGUGCACAGGUCUCUUUAAGGCUGACAUGGAUCAACAUGACAGAGAAGAGAGGUUCAUAGCCAAGAGGAUCACCAAAGGGAUAACAUAUUAUUAUACUCCUGUCCCAGCUGCAAGCCCCUCCACACUGUGCCCUGCCAAAGACUUUCCAAACUGCACUGCCUCCCCCUCCUCACCCACAGCUCUGCCCCACACACACUCUUCUCCAGCAGAUCCCUCAUGCCCUCCUUUGCUUUCAGAUCCAUUGACACACACACUUCUCUCCUCACAAAAUGAAUCUGAUUGCACCUGUGCUCCGCCUCCUCUUCUGGUCCUCUUCACCUGGCUGGGUGCCCAGCCAGGGCCUGUGGCUAAGUACAGGGACCUUUACCUGGACCACCACAUGGACGUCCUCGUGGUUCAAAGCAGUGUAAUGCACUUCUUAUGGCCUCGGUGGGGGCUUGAAUACGGGUUGGAGGUUCUCAAGGUUCUGGAGGGACCUCAGUUCUCUCGGAGGUCUGUUCUUGUCCAUGCCUCCUCCAUUGGUGGCUACACUUUCUCUCAGAUACUCACUCACAUCGCACAGCAUCCAAAAAAGCACGGCGCCCUGGCUCAGAGGGUGAUAGGGCACAUCUACGACAGCUUGGUGGUUGGUACUCUGGAGCAUAUGGCAGUAGGCCUGGGUAAGACACUGGUACCAUGUUUGGAAGGGCUGGUGAAAAACACCGCCUUGCUCUACUUCUGGCUCUUCAAAUCCCACACUGCUGACUUUUACAAAAACAGCAUUCAGAUUUUCCACAACAGUCCCAUCACCACACCAGCUCUAUUCUACUUCAGCGAAAAUGACGCCUUGUGCGACCCAGUAAUGAUGGAAAAGAUUAUCGACCUGUGGAGGAGAAGGGGCGUCGCUGUACAGAGCAGGAAGUGGAAGGAGUCAAUCCAUGCAGCCCACAUGAGAUGCCACCCGGACGACUACCUGUCAGCGCUGGAAAAAUACUUGAACUCACUACCAAAGGCCUCCUUUAGAGCAAAAAUGUAAACGGUACUUGCACACCAGGGACUAAAAGCCUGAUUUGACUGAAUAUUUAAAGCUGCACAAAGUUUCAAAUAGACCUAAAAUAAUCCAGUUAUUGCAUCAGUUAUAAAGGAAUGCUUUUUCCUUAUUUUGUCUUGUUUCAGUGAUAUUUCUGGAGUAUGUUUUUUCCUGUUCUUAUAAGCACUUGUUUGACUUGUGUAUUUAUCUUUAAAAUUAUACUUACGGUAUAUAUUACUAUUUUAAAGCUGCAAUGUGACGCUCAUUUCAGACUGGAACUGCUGAUCUCAAAUGUCUGGUUUUGCACCUUCAGUGAAAUAAAACAUUGAAAGACAAAUUGUGAA